UGCAUAGCCAAUAGCAUAUACCAACAUUUUUGCUUGUUUCUUUGUUUGUUCAUAGUAUUUUUAGCUAUGGGGAGCUUCAAAUUAUGCAUGUAUUUUUACAUAUUUGGCAUGCUUGGCAUUGGGAUGGCACAGGCCUUCAACUAUGGUGAUGCACUUGAUAAAACAUUUCUGUUUUUUGAAGCACAAAGAUCGGGUCUUCUACCUCCGGAUAAUCGAGUCAAGUGGCGAGGUGAUUCCGGGCUUAAAGACGGUUUUCUUCAAGGGGUGAACUUGGUAGGAGGGUACUAUGAUGCAGGGGAUCAUGUGAAGUUUGGACUGCCAAUGGCAUUCAGUGUGACAAUGCUUGCAUGGGGAGCUAUUGAUUUCAAGAAAGAAAUCACUGCUUUAGACCAAAUGGGGCACACUCUGUGGGCUAUUAGAUGGGGUACAGACUACUUCAUCAAGGCUCAUACUCAGCCUAAUGUCCUUUGGGCUCAGGUUGGUGAUGGUGAUUCCGACCAUUAUUGUUGGGAGCGAGCGGAGGACAUGACGACUUCUCGAACAGCAUACAAGCUUGAUCGGUAUAAUCCUGGUUCCGACCUUGCCGCUGAAACUGCAGCUGCCUUAGCUGCAUCUGCCUUGGCUUUCAAGCCUUACAACUCUUCCUACUCUGAUCUCCUCUUGCUUCAUGCAAAACAGCUCUUCUCAUUUGCUGAUAGAUUCCGAGGUCUCUAUGAUGACUCCAUUAAGAAUGCUAAAGAAUUCUAUACUUCCUCAGGCUAUUCGGAUGAGUUAUUGUGGGCUGCGGCGUGGCUGUAUCGGGCAACCGAUGAUCAGUACUACCUCAAGUAUGUGGUUGACAAUGGUGUGUACAUGGGUGGAACUGGCUGGGCUGUCAAAGAAUUCUCUUGGGACAAUAAAUAUGCUGGUGUUCAAAUACUUCUGUCUAAGAUUCUCCUGGAAGGACGCGGCGGCCAAUACACUUCUACUCUGAAGCAAUACCAGGCCAAAGCUGAUUACUUUGCGUGUGCUUGUCUUAGAAAAAACGAUGGCUAUAACAUCCAGAUGACUCCUGGGGGAUUGAUGUAUGUAAGAGAAUGGAACAAUAUGCAAUACGCCUCUGCCGCUGCGUAUGCUCUUGCAGUCUACUCUGAUUAUCUUUCUGCUGCAAAUUCCAAGCUCAAUUGUCCUGAAGGUCAGAUCCAACCCCAAGAGCUUCUCAAUUUUGCUCAGUCACAGGCUGAUUACAUUCUUGGCAAAAACCCGAAGUCAAUGAGCUAUUUGGUUGGAUACGGAGCAAAGUAUCCAUAUCAGGUUCACCACAGAGGCUCUUCCAUUGCCUCCAUAUAUACACUCCACUCUCCUAUUGAAUGUGUGCAAGGAUUUGAGACAUGGUAUCACAGAACUGAAGCAAACCCGAACGUAAUAUAUGGCGCCCUCGUCGGAGGUCCUGAUAAAAAUGACAAUUUCUCCGAUGAUCGUUCCGACUAUGAACAAACUGAACCAACACUUUCUGGCACUGCUCCUCUUGUCGGUCUCUUUUCCAAGCUUCAGAGUUUGUCUGGAGGAACAGGUUACCAUUCCCAAGCAUCACAGGUUCCUUACACAACAAAACCAGGCUACUAUCACCAAAAAACACAAGUACCAACCACAGUCUCAGGUCCUCCAGUCGAGUUUGUGCAUUCGAUAACAAAAACAUGGAAUGUCGGAACAACAACAUACUACCGGCACAAGGUGAUCAUAAAGAACAAAACAAGCAAGCCGAUUACGGAGCUGAAGUUGUUAAUAGAAGACCUCUCAGGUUCGAUCUACGGCCUCGCUCCGACUCAAGAAAAGAACACAUACAACCUGCCUCAAUGGCUCAAAGUCUUGCAACCUGACUCAGAGUGCAGUUUCGUCUACGUUCAAGGCGGCCCUCAGGCUAAAAUUACAGUUCAAAGCUACCAAUGAUGAUAAUACCACAAAAUGCCUUCAUAUAUUUUGGUAAGGAAAGGCAGUAAUAUUUAGAAGAAAGAAUUCAAAAUCAGUUGUUACAUGGGAUAAAUCCCAUUUUUACCUGUAAAUUUGUCAUCUGUUGAAUCAAAUUUUCCCAAAAGAGUUAAA
Mercurialis annua (annual mercury) is the source of this 2082-nucleotide messenger RNA. RefSeq names its product endoglucanase 5. Gene Ontology annotation, biological process: carbohydrate metabolic process. The transcript is spliced from 8 exons. The record is from RefSeq and is a predicted model, not a curated record. Bases 67 to 1929 code for a protein of 620 amino acids. Lineage: Eukaryota; Viridiplantae; Streptophyta; Magnoliopsida; Malpighiales; Euphorbiaceae. Gene Ontology annotation, molecular function: carbohydrate binding; hydrolase activity, hydrolyzing O-glycosyl compounds.